GUGGGGAGGAGCGAUUGGAAGAAGACGGCGAGCGCUGAAGGCAGGCAGGCAGAUAUCAGGCACUACGGAGGCCACCCUGGUCUCCUUGCUCUUCGGUUUAGUUUGAAAGCAGUUGCCGGCCCGCUGUUGUCGCCUGGGUUGCGGUCCGGCUUCCCGCCCAGAGUGGGGCGCUUACGCGGGCCGGGCAGUCUGCGCGGGGAGACGGCGCGCGGCCUGCCCGGGAUCUCCACAUACCGGGGACGCAGCGGGAGGGUCGCUUGGAGCUCCCGGCGGGAGAGGAGGGAAGGGGAAGGGGAGCGGCGGAGGAACCACCGGCCUUCGCCAUGUCCCUACCGCCGGAGAAGGCGACCGAGCUCAAGCAGCUCAUCCAUCAGCAGCUCAACAAGAUGGAUGUCCAUGGAAGGAUAAGAGAAGUUCUUGCUGAAACUAUACGGGAAGAAUUGGCACCUGAGCAACAACUUUCAACAGAAGAUUUAAUAAAAGCUCUUAGACGCCGAGGAAUCAUAGAUGAUGUCAUGAAAGAGCUCACUUUUGUUUCUGACAUAGCUGAUGGAGAAUUGACUUCCUCUCCAAAACCAUCUAAUUUUAAUGAUAAGCAGUCAACUCUUUUGAAAAAAACUAAUAUUGAUCCAACACGGAGGUAUCUUUACCUUCAGGUUUUGGGUGGAAAAGCUUUCUUGGAACAUCUACAAGAACCUGAUCCUUUACCUGGACAAAUUUGUUCUACCUUCACUUUAUGUUUACAUUUUCGAAACCAACGUUUCCGCUCUAAACCUGUCCCAUGUGCCUGUGAACCAGAUUUUCAUGAUGGCUUUUUGCUUGAAGUACACAGAGAAAGCUUAGGUGAUGGAACUAGAAUGGCUGAUGCAACAACAAUGUUAUCAAUAUGUGAUCCAAUACAUAUGGUUCUAAUAAAAACUGAUAUAUUUGGUGAGACCUCUUUAGUAGCAUCCUACUUUUUGGAAUGGCGAUCAGUCCUUGGCUCAGAUAAUGGGAUGACCAAUAUUGCUGUGGAACUUCUGGGUGUAGGUACAGAAUCAAAAGUUUCUGUUGGAAUUUUAAAUGUAAAACUUGAAGUAUAUCCACAACUUAAUCAAACAUUGUCUCAAGAAAUAGUUAAUACACAACUUGCUUUGGAACGACAGAAAACAGCAGAGAAAGAGCGUUUAUUUCUUGUAUAUGCUAAGCAAUGGUGGAGAGAAUAUCUGCAAAUACGACCUUCCCAUAACUCAAGGCUGGUAAAGAUUUUUGCACAGGAUGAAAAUGGAAUAAAUAGACCUGUAUGUUCUUAUGUCAGACCCCUUCGAGCUGGACGGCUCCUGGAUACUCCAAGGCAAGCAGCAAGAUUUGUUAAUGUCCUUGGUUAUGAAAGAGCCUCUGUUAUUGGAGGAGGAGGUAAACACGAACAGUGGUGCACUCUACUGGCCUUUCUCUGUAGAAACAAGGGUGACUGUGAAGAUCAUGCUAACCUUUUAUGUAGCCUUCUCCUUGGAUAUGGAUUAGAAGCCUUUGUUUGUGUAGGGACAAAAGCUAAAGGAGUCCCUCAUGCCUGGGUCAUGACAUGUGGGACUGAUGGCACUAUCACUUUUUGGGAAAGUUUAACAGGACAUAGGUAUAUACAUAAGCCCAUCAAUCCUGAUGAUCCUCCAGCUGUUGAACAACCCAAACCACUCUAUCCUUAUAGAACUAUAGGGUGUGUUUUCAAUCAUCAGAUGUUUUUGGGAAACUGCCAGUCUUCUGACUCAGUAGAACUUUGUGUAUUUGAUCUGAAUGAUGAGUCCAAAUGGAAACCCAUGAGUGAAGAAGCAAUCAAAUCAGUUUGUGCUCCUGGUGCCACAACUUCUCUUCCUCCCUUUCCCCCUCUUUGUGCUUCAGUGAUUGAUUCUUCAGUAACAAGUAAUGAAAUUGAGAUGCAACUGAGAUUGCUGGUAUCAGAACACAGGCAGGAUCUUGGCCUCACUACUAUUUGGGAAGACCAGCUCUCCUAUCUUUUGUCACCAGCUUUGGCAUCUUAUGAAUUUGAACGUACAACUAGUAUAUCUGCAGGAAAUGAAGAAUUUCAAGAUGCCAUACGGAGAGCUGUACCUGAUGGUCAUACAUUUAAAGGAUUCCCUAUACAUUUUGUAUAUAGAAAUGCAAGACGAGCAUUUGCUACAUGUCUCCGGUCUCCUUUCUGUGAAGAAAUCAUCUGUUGCCGAGGUGACCAAGUGCGACUGGCUGUCCGUGUUCGAGUAUUUACCUACCCUGAAUCUGCUUGUGCUGUUUGGAUCAUGUUUGCUUGUAAAUAUCGAUCUGUGCUAUGAGAAGAAUCAAUCUUGUUUUCUUUUGAUAGAAACUUGACAUUAUACAUCAUUAGCCAUUCACAGGUGCUUUCUUGUAAAAAUCAUUAUCUGGCUCAUAUAUCACAAUUUCAGUUUUGUAUAUAAACUUAACUAAUAAUGUUUGCAAAUAUUGGUGUGUGUAUUUAAAAAUUAAGGAUAAAAAACUUGUGAAAACUUGCGUGGGUGUAGUAUAAAUUAAGUGUGUAUUUUAUUUUAAUAAAUGCCAUAUUGUCUACAGGUAUUCAGUAAUAUAAAUAUAAUAUUUUUCAGUUUUCUGAAGUUCAUAAUUAUUCAUUCAAAAGGUAUGUCUCUAAGGGUAUAAGUUGUGAUAAGAUCAGUAGAACUGCUAAAUUUUACAAAUAAAAUUAUUUAAAUUUUAUGCAGGCAAAAAUAACAAGUUAAUAUUACAACAGCAAUAUAGCUGAAAACAGGUAGGAAAAGUAGAUUUUGAUAGAUUACUACAGGAUCAGCUAACCAAUGGUUCUUUAGUGUUUGAUUAUCCUGAUGAUGCUUUGAAGGAAGUGUGAAGGAAAACGAUCAGUAAAGCCAACAUUCUUAACAAAUAAAAUUAAACAAAUACUGCAUAAAACAGUUGAAUUAUGUAAAUAUCAAAUUUACUUAAAUGGAUUAGGUUUUAAUUGGAGGGAAGAGAAAAGGGAAUUUUUAUCAAAGACACUGAUCAAUUCUAGUUUCUAUGGCAUUUUGUCAGGUAGGCCAGUCCCAUAUAUAUUACCUCAAAAAAAUUCAUAGUUCAUCAGUACUUGGAAGAGCUCAAUGAUUCUCACCAUAUUAGCUCAUUUCCUUUCCAGCUGUAAAUCUGUGACGGGACAUGAUAAUUUUUUUUUUUUUUUUGGAGACCUAGACUUAGUUUAAUCACAAAAUCAUUUGUGAGCAUGUGAAAAUGAGUAUGGGCAUGAUAGAUUUAAAGCAUACAUUAAUUAUAAUCUUCAAGGAAUGCUAUUUUACCACUAAUGAUAAUACUAAAUUAUAUUUUACAUUUUUCAAAGUUUUUUCACAUGUUAUUUCAUUUGAUUCUUAAAAUAUUAUUUGUUUAUGCAAGACAAAUAUUAUUUCCCUCCACUUAAUGGAUGACAAAAUUAGGACUUUCUUUUAAUAGAGAGUAAACUCAAGGUAAAUAAUCUGUAAAUUACAGAGAUCACACUAGAAUCCUGGUCUUCUGACUCCUAAUCCAAGUUAUACUUUGUUACUCUCAGAUAAUUAUGAUCAAGGGAGGCACUUGAAAGGUUGUGUGUAUCUUUUUUUUUUUUUUUAAAUAGAAUCAAUAAGAAUUUGAAUGGUGCAAAUGAUGGGUUUGACUCUUCUUGCUUGAACACAGCAUUCAUUGUCCUAAGCUCAGUUCUAUUCAUUCAUAUUUUAAGCAUUAUGUACACUUAAUGAUUCACUUGAACAGAGGAAAAAAGGAAGGCAAGGCUAUAAAGUUUUCAAAGAUGUCUGUUACUGGGGAAGCUUUUCAGGUAUAUAGUCAUUGUAUAAUUAUCUGGAUAUUUUUACAAAAUUCAUCAGAACAUAUGUAAUAUUGAAGGUCCUUUAAUAAUGGAAAGGAAUUAGAUCUUUUCAAACAAAAGGAAAAUUGCAUUUACUUUUCCUCCUUUCUAUAAUUUCUUACUUUCUACCUACCUCUAGAGAUUAAUGAUUUAAGUUUUGAAAGCAAUAAAAACUUAGAAUUAUCUUAUAUUCUAAAAUAAGCUUUUAGUUUUAUUUUUAAUUAUAAGAAUCAUGACUUAAUUUGUGCUUUUUAAAAAAUGAAAUUUGAAAAUAUCUCACUGUCUUUUGCACCAUUUUUACUGAAAAAAUUAAAUUGAAUGUUAUUUAUGAGAAUUGUGAAUUGCAGUUUUAGUAAAAUGGGAUUUUAAAAAUUUCUACAUUAUCAUAUGUGACAAUUAAGCUAAGAAUAGAAGUGUUAAAUGAAAAUUGCCUAUUUGCUUCACACUGAAGUCAUAACAAAAGAUUUGUGCACAAAUUUUGAAACAACUUAAUGUUAUCCAGUUACCACUAGUGCAUGCUAUCAUACUAAUGUGCUGAUGCUAUCAUAAUUUAAGCAUGUGAUGUUUAAAAUUAGGUCUGCAAUUUAAAUUCCAGCUUAAGAUAUAAAAAUGAAUUUGGU
Messenger RNA from Sarcophilus harrisii (Tasmanian devil), 4446 nucleotides. It is a transcript of the gene CEP76, whose product is annotated as centrosomal protein 76. The record is from RefSeq and is a predicted model, not a curated record. The transcript is spliced from 12 exons. NCBI's taxonomy places the organism in Eukaryota, Metazoa, Chordata, Mammalia, Dasyuromorphia, Dasyuridae. Bases 324 to 2303 code for a protein of 659 amino acids.